Myotis davidii is the source of this 695-nucleotide messenger RNA. Its product is annotated as zinc finger protein 211-like. The transcript has 2 exons. The record is from RefSeq and is a predicted model, not a curated record. Lineage: Eukaryota; Metazoa; Chordata; Mammalia; Chiroptera; Vespertilionidae. The annotation marks the transcript as partial.
AGAGACAGCUCUGGUUUCAAUUGUCUUAAUUCUAACAGGUUGGCGUGACCUUUGAGGACAUUGCCCUGUACUUCUCCAGGGAGGAAUGGAGCCUCCUUGAUGAGGGUCAGAGACAGCUGUACCUGAAUGUGAUGCUGGAGAACUUUGAACUUAUAUCCUCUCUGGGUUGUUGCUGUGGAACAGAGAAUGUGGAGGAACCCACUGAACAGAACGAUUCUGUAAGAGUGUCACAGGCAAGGAAUCCCAAGUUAGCCUUGUCUUCCAAGAAGAGCCACCCCUGUGAGAGUUGUGGACUAGUUUGGGGAAACAUUUUCCACUUGACUGAGCUGCAGGGACAGAUAGUGUUGAGGUGUGGGGCAUGUGCAAAACAAUUUUAUUUCAGUGCAAAAUCUCAGCAGCAGCAUGUGAGAGAGAACAUGUUGAUUAGAGGUGUGGGCAAGAUGUCACUUUCAAACAUCUGCAAUUUCAAUGUUUACCAGAAUUAUUUCACCUGUAGGGAGGUUGGGCAGGGCACACUUACCUGGUCAGGACAUCUUCAUCUUAAGGCUUCUCAGACCAGGGACAGGCCAAAUGAUAUUUCAAAGGGUGGAUUAGCAUUUCAAAGGAGAAAAAGGUUUUACACCAGAAAGGAAUUUGAGGAAGACAUUGGCAGUAGUAAUCUUCAUCGUCAUCAUCAGACAGUUCACACUGGAGAA